UCAUUUUUGACAGUCCAGGUGUAUGUAGAAAAAGAAACCGAGUAAUUUUUUUAAUUAGUUAUUUAAUAUCAGUAAGAUAAAGAUGGAGAAUGCAGAGGGGGGACUUAAAAGAAAAAGUCGUUUAGCAGUUUUUGAGCAUGUUAGUGAGAGACAAAAGGAUCCUAAGAAAAAUAAGUUUCGACCGAAUCGGCUCGAUUUAGAAGAUUCUUCUCCGUCCGAAUCCGAAUUGGUUAUUGACGACGAAAAGGAAGAACCUGUAAAAUGUAAAAAAAAUGUUUUGAUACCUUUGACAAAAGAAAUAUUGAACUUAAGUUGUGAAUGGAGUUCUUGUGAUGAAAUUUUUUACUCUUGGGACAAAUUUAAUGCACAUUUAAUGGAACAUGCUUCAUUAAAGUCAGAAAAUUUUGAAUGUCUUUGGGGCAGUUGUGAGGCCACUUUUUCAUGUUGUUAUUUCCUAUCACAACAUGUAUCAUACCAUGGUUAUUUGACCAAGUUAAAAAACAUCGGUCAAAAUGUUUUGGACAGAAACGAUUGGCCGACUUGCAAUUUGGAAGAAAACUACAAGAUACCUGUGUCGCUCGAAGGUUAUACAUGUAGAUGGGAAUAUUGUUCGGUUAAUUAUUGUACAAUAUAUGACUUUUUUUCACACAUGGAAGUACAUGUUCAGAACAACCCUCGUGUGUCGAAUGAAUCGUUGAAUGAAAUCAUAAUGUGUUGUUGGGAAGGUUGUAAUACGAAAUUCUCUACAAAAUACAAAUUGUGCGAACACGUCCGUACGCAUACCAAGGAAAAAAUUAUCGCCUGUCCCACUUGUUGCACUAGUUUUUCAAACAAAACCAAGUUGGGCGAUCACAGAAAGAGGCAACUGGCAACUGAUCUGCAAAGUUAUCAAUGUUCGCAAUGUUUAAAGCUGUUCCCUAGCGAGCGGUUGCUUAGAGAACAUAUGCGCUGUCAUAUAAACCAUUAUAAAUGCACGAUGUGCGACAUGACGUGUCCGAAACCUUCCAUACUAGCUAAACACAUCCGAUUCAAGCAUAUUAAGGAGAAACCGUAUAAGUGCACAUCAUGCCCAAAAACAUUUGUAGCAAGACAUAAUUUGAUGACCCAUCUGAGGUCUCACAAUGGAGAGAAAAUAAUGAAAUGUGAAUUGUGCGAUUUUGAAUGUCGAACCAAAUUGAGUCUGAGCAAUCAUUAUGUUAAAGUGCACGAAAAAGUCCGCCCCGUAUACGAGUGCCACUGCUGCAAGCAGAAAUUCCGACGGGGGGGUUACCUGACAAAACACUUGAUGAAGGUUCACAACUAUCACUGGCCGUCUGGACAUUCCAGAUUCCGUUAUCUUAAGGACCAAGACGGCAUCUACCGCUUGCAAACGGUACGUUACGAGAGCCUGGAGGUGACCCAGGAGAUGAUAAAAAGCGAGUCGUUGCAAUUCAGCAAUAAAGCCAAUAGUGUGAAUUACAGUCUAAAGUACGACAACGAUGGGAAAUCGAAUUACAUUCUCUCGGUGUUUGAGGACGGCGAGCAGUCCUUUAAAAUGACUGAAGAUGAAGAGAAGAAGAACAUUCUCAUAACUAUAAACGACGUGGACGAGGACGGGAACAUCGUUCGAUCCGAGGUAGUCGAGUCGGGGGAAAUUGUGACGACGGUUGUUCGUAAUUCACAACAGAUCGUCAGAAUCAGUGCGGGGGCAGAAGAAAAUCAAGAAGGCGCUGGAACAAAACGCGGGAAAGGCAAGAAACGGAGGAGGAAGCGAAAAGCGCCGAGGAGGAAGACUCGGACCUCAUCGGCGACAAAAACAGAUGGAGUAUGAUGCUUUUCCGAAAAAGCGAUUUUGAACGAUGUGUCGAAAUAAGACCAUCUAAAAGUGAGUAAUAUAUUUUACUUUUUUUUUACUUUAUUCACUUAUUUCUGUAAAUUUUCUUGUUGAGUUUGGUAUUUUUUUAAG
Molecule: messenger RNA, 1945 nt
Organism: Anoplophora glabripennis (Asian longhorned beetle)
Lineage: Eukaryota; Metazoa; Arthropoda; Insecta; Coleoptera; Cerambycidae
Product: histone H4 transcription factor-like
Exons: 8
Coding region: 83-1810 (575 amino acids)
Biological process (GO): regulation of transcription by RNA polymerase II
Molecular function (GO): DNA-binding transcription factor activity; RNA polymerase II cis-regulatory region sequence-specific DNA binding
Source: RefSeq, a predicted model, not a curated record